Molecule: messenger RNA, 931 nt
Organism: Arachis ipaensis
Lineage: Eukaryota; Viridiplantae; Streptophyta; Magnoliopsida; Fabales; Fabaceae
Source: RefSeq, a predicted model, not a curated record
AUGGAUGCUGGGGACGCUGCAACGGAGGCAGGGCGCGUCGCAACGUUGGCUGGUGGCGUUGCAACGUUGGCUGGGGGCGUUGCAACGGAGGCAGGGUGCGUUGCAACGUUGGCCGGUGACGUUGCAACGGAGGCAGGUCGCUUUGCAACGGAUGCUGGGAUCGUUGCAACGGAAGCUGGGGGCAUUGCAACGUUGGCUGGGGGCGUUGCAACGGAUGCUGGGGACGUUGCAACGGAGGCAGGGCGCGUCGCAACGUUGGCUGGGGGCGCUGCAACGUUGGCUGGGGGCGUUGCAACGGAGGCAGGGUGCGUUGCAACGUUGGCCGGUGACGUUGCAACGGAGGCAGGUCGCUUUGCAACGGAUGCUGGGAUCGUUGCAACGGAAGCUGGGGGCAUUGCAACGUUGGCUGGGGGCGUUGCAACGGAUGCUGAGCGCGUUGCAACGUUGGCUGGUGACGUUGCAACGGAGGCAGGGCGCGUUGCAACGUUGGCUGGGGGCGUUGCAACGGAUGCUGGGGGCGUUGCAACGUUGGCUGGGGGCAGUGCAACGGAUGCUGGGGUCGGUGCAACGUUGGUCGUGCGCGUUGCAACAGAGGCAGGGCGCGUUGCAACGGAUGCUGGUGACGUUGCAACGGAGGCAGGGCGCGUUGCAACGUUGGCUGGGAGCGUUGCAACGGAGGCAGGGCGCGUUGCAACGUUGGCUGGGGGCGUUGCAACGGAUGCUGGGGACGGUGCAACGUUGGCUGGGCGCCUUGCAACGGAGGCAGGGUGCGUUGCAACGGAUGCUGGGUUAGGUGCAUCGUUGGCUGGUUUCGUUGCAACGGAGGCACCCGCCGUUGCAACGAUGGCUCGGAGCGUUGCAACGAAGGAGCCAAAUUUUCAUAUCUCAUAAUUGGCUCGUGCAUUUUUCGUGAAAUUUUGAGGGAACCUUG